AUGGCGCUGCCAUCAACCAGGCCCAUUACCAACUCGGUUCAAGCUUUGGACCUCAUCCCCAUAUUAAACUCCAUAACCUCCCUUCUCCAAACCCUAAAUCCCAAAACCCCAAACCCUAAAAACAUCAGUUCAGCGCCUCUAAACCGCUUCUCCCCUUUCCUGGACCCAAACUUUGUCACUCUCGUCAUCACCAAACAAACCAACCCAUACCACGCUCUCUUCUUCUUCAACUGGGCAUCAAACCCAAACCCCAAAAACUACGCCCACAAUCUCAGAUGCUAUGAAGCCAUCACAAAUCUCCUCUUUCACCACUCUUCAUUCCACCCCGCCAUUAAACUCCUUAAGAAAUCUCAAAACCUCUCGGAUUUCUUCAUCGGCAAAAUCAUCAAGGCGUAUGUUAAGGCUAACAUAAUCGAUUUACUCAAAUCCUUGUUUGAUAACGUUGUGAAGGAAGGUGGGUUUCAACCCGAUGUGUCUUCGUAUACUAUACUGAUAAGUGGUCUGUGCAAAAAAGGGAUGGUCGAGAGUGCACAGAAGGUGUUCGAUGAAAUGCCGUGCAAGCCGAAUUCGUUUACAUUUAACACUUUGAUUAAUGGGUUUUGUAAGAAGGGUGAUAUGGAGAGUGCAAGUUUGCUUCUCGAUAAGAUGACGACUCAGGUGGAUUGCUUGCCUGAAGUUGUAACUUACACUACCAUGAUCGAUGGAUAUUGCAGGAAAGGAGAAUUCGUCAAGGCCAAUAAGCUUUUGAACAAGAUGCUGAAAGGGGGUUGCUCACCUAAUGUGCUAACUUAUAAUGCAAUUAUAUAUGGUUUGUGUCUUAGAGGGAAAUUCGACGAGGCAAAGACGAUGAUGUCCGAGAUGAGGUUGAAUGGUGUGAAGGAUAAUGCGGCAACUCAUUUGAGUAUAUUGAAAGGGCUUUGUAUUGCAGGAAGGAAGGAAGAUCGUGAAGCGGUUUCCCUUUUGACGGGAAUGUGCGGUAGAGGCGUUAGUCCGAAUGUAAGUUCUUUCAACGCGGUGUUUCGGAAACUCGAGGAGAUGAAGGAGCUCGAUAGAGGUGUUUUGCUUCUACAACAGAUGCCCCGAAUGGGUUGCUCGCCUAAUCAUGUGUCGUAUAGUACUGUCAUAUGUAGUCUUUGUCGGACCAGAGGUAGGAUGCUUGAGGUCGGAUAUCUGGUUGAUGACAUGCUUCGAAAUGGUAUUAACAUCGAUGCCACGACGUGA
Messenger RNA from Hibiscus syriacus, 1221 nucleotides. RefSeq names its product pentatricopeptide repeat-containing protein At1g09900-like. Lineage: Eukaryota; Viridiplantae; Streptophyta; Magnoliopsida; Malvales; Malvaceae. Gene Ontology annotation, molecular function: protein binding. The coding region runs from base 1 to 1221 and encodes 406 amino acids. The record is from RefSeq and is a predicted model, not a curated record. The transcript has 3 exons.